Capronia epimyces CBS 606.96 is the source of this 1176-nucleotide messenger RNA. Its product is annotated as acyl-CoA dehydrogenase. Bases 1 to 1176 code for a protein of 391 amino acids. Lineage: Eukaryota; Fungi; Ascomycota; Eurotiomycetes; Chaetothyriales; Herpotrichiellaceae. The record is from RefSeq and is a predicted model, not a curated record. The transcript is spliced from 2 exons. Gene Ontology annotation, molecular function: flavin adenine dinucleotide binding; acyl-CoA dehydrogenase activity.
AUGAUGGAUACGAGUGUCUUUACCGAAGAGCAGUUAACAGUACGAGACGCAAUUCAGAAGAUCUGUGCUCAAUUUCCCAACGAAUACUGGCAACAGCAUGACCAGUCCGAGACUGACCCCAAAGAAUUGCACGCCGCCUUAGCUGCUGAUGGAUGGCUUGGAAUAGCGCUGCCCGAGGAGUUUGGAGGCGCAGGGCUGGGUAUUUCCGAAGCGACAAUGAUGUUGCAAACUAUAUCUCAAUCAGGAGCCGGAAUGGCGGGAGCUCAAUCCAUCCAUGCCAACGUCUACGCCACACAGCCACUGGCCAAGUUCGGCAACAAGGACCAACUGCAGUCGACUAUCCCCAACAUCAUCAGUGGUAAAUGGAGAGUCUGCUUUGGCGUCACCGAGCCCAACACAGGUCUUGACACUCUCAGACUGAAGACGACGGCCACUCGCCAAAAGAUCUGGAUUACUUGCGCCCAAGUGGCUUCAAAGAUGAUCCUGCUAGCACGAACCACCCCGUUAGAAGAGGUCAAGAAGCCGAGCGAGGGUUUGUCUUUGUUUUGCAUAGAUAUCGACAGAUCUAAUCCGGCUUUGGAGCUCAAAAAAAUCAAGAAGAUGGGUGGCAGGGCGGUAGACGCCAAUGAGGUGUUCUUUGACCAUUACGAAGUCCCGGCAGAUACCUUGAUCGGAGAGGAAGGUCAGGGAUUCAAAAUCAUUCUUCAUGGUAUGAAUGCGGAACGUUGUCUUCUGGCAGGAGAAGCACUGGGGUUGGGAUAUGCCGCGCUAGAAAGGGCUGCCAGAUACGCACGAGAGCGAGUCGUAUUUGGAAGACCAAUUGGCAAGAAUCAGGCUAUUGCUCACCCUCUUGCCGAUGCCUAUGUCAACCUGGAAGCGGCCAAACUGGCUACCUAUCACGCGGCCCGACUGUACGACCGAAGCAGGACAGACAAGACCGUCAGCCCACAUGCAGUAGGAGUUGCAUGCAACAGCGCGAAAUACCUAGCUGCCGAGGCUGCGUUCAAAGCGUGUGAAAGGGCAGUCAUGACUCACGGUGGUAUGGGAUAUGCUAUGGAGUAUGAUGUUGAGAGAUGGCUGAGGGAAUGCCUUGUACCGCGGAUCGCGCCAGUUAGUCGUGAGAUGAUUUUGAAUUUCGUCAGUGAGAAGGUCUUGGAUUUACCGCGGAGUUAUUGA